Molecule: messenger RNA, 1574 nt
Organism: Periconia digitata
Lineage: Eukaryota; Fungi; Ascomycota; Dothideomycetes; Pleosporales; Periconiaceae
Source: the annotation of a GenBank genome assembly
CUUUUGACAACAAUGCAGUCCUACACAUCGAGUGUGGCUGUGACUGGCGAAAUGCCGCAGUCUAUAUGCACCCCUUAUGCUCUUUGAUAAAUCAUUCAUAUUCUCAUAUGUUGCUAUCUUGUCUCUCAGUAAUCUGUUCAACAAAUAGUCCUGGCACAUUCCAGGCUCUGGAUUCCAUUUCCACGAUGGCUGUCCCGGGACCAAACUUAUAUUCAUUUAUACCGCCAACCUCCACGCCGCCAACCUCCACGCCGUACACCAUCACUUCCACCACAGUGAGCGUAGUAGCUCUCGAAACAAGUAACAUCCCUAUUCCGUCGCAAAUUAAAUCGGCUCCCGAAUGUGCCAGCCGCUGGGCCCAAACGUACCCACCGGGAGACUCUCGCACCUUUGUUGUCAACUAUGGUCAGGGCGAGCUCGAAGCAUCAUGCCAGUUGUAUUCGGAAAGCGCUUACUACAGCCCCGCUGCAUGCCCAACAGGGUACACUCUCGCUCAAGUAACCUCUAUGCAUCGCGUAGAUCCCAUCGGCAACACGAGAGAUUCUUGGGAGGGCAAGUGCUGUCCAAGUGCAAUGUAUCACUUCGACGGUGAUAGCGUAUUUCAAGGACCAAACCUUUGCUUCAGCUCCAUCGAAACACCCGUCUCUGUUGUAGCUUGGAAAACUAGCAGCGCGAUUGAAGACCCCAACACAAUCCCAACCCCACAAACGAGCGACAAAAUCAUAUCCACCGCUACAUUAAUACCUUCCAGGACAACCCCUCCCGCCAGGACCCCUGCAGCCUCACCAGACUAUGGCGCCCUUGCCAGUGCGAGCACCGUCAACGACUGCAAGAAAAGGAAACGCACCGAGAACGAACUUUCGAGCGAAACCAAACCCCUAGAAACUAUCACAAUAUCCCAGGGGUUCGCCAUAGCCAAAGGAAUAUCAGUUGGCUGGGCUGCCAGUGAUUUGUCCAAAUUCCCACCCGAAUACGUGAACUCGCUCUCGCAACAAUUAAAUCUGGCGCCACCAUCUUCGACAUCAUCUCCACCAUCCUACUCCAUACCUACGAACCCUUCCUUGCCAAAAGAUCCACCGCGGGAGUCAUCGAAAGUUCCGCCGAGUGAGCCACCAAAAGGAUCGCCCACGGAAAAUGUCGCGAGCGCGAAGAGGAAAGACAUUAACCUAAGCGCUGGUGUAAUCACUGGCAUAGUCAUUGUCACCAUCGCAUUCGCGACAGCAAUCAUAAUACUCGUGAUCUGUUUGCUGCACAGCCGGCAUGGGACUCCGGUACAAGAUGAAGAUAAAGACCAGGAAGUUACUAAGAAAGAGAGAGAAUCGACGUGGAACAAGCGCUGGUUAGGAGGGCGGUGGAGAGGCGAAAUGGACGGCACGCCUUUGCGUAGAGAACUUGAGGCGAAUGAGCGCCGUUUAGAGAUGGGCGCAGGAGUUACAGAUGAGAAUAGAAGGCAGGGAAAUCCUAGCGUGCAUUUUGUCCGAGGAUCGCCGCAGGAGCUGGAUGUAGGGAAGAAGUGGAGUUGCAUUUCCUCUACUAAAGAGAAGGUUGGUUCUGGUGUGAUACGCUAUGCGUGA